Babesia sp. Xinjiang is the source of this 1965-nucleotide messenger RNA. RefSeq names its product Serine/threonine-protein phosphatase 4 catalytic subunit (gene ppp4c). NCBI's taxonomy places the organism in Eukaryota, Apicomplexa, Aconoidasida, Piroplasmida, Babesiidae. Gene Ontology annotation, molecular function: protein serine/threonine phosphatase activity; RNA binding. The record is from RefSeq and is a predicted model, not a curated record. Gene Ontology annotation, cellular component: nucleus; cytoplasm. Gene Ontology annotation, biological process: peptidyl-serine dephosphorylation; double-strand break repair via homologous recombination. Bases 1 to 1965 code for a protein of 654 amino acids. The transcript has 4 exons.
AUGUUUACAGGCGCUUCGUUUGGUCGUACUGCGUUGUUACGGUAUGAAAGAGCUGAUAGACGUUCGACUCGGGCUGCCGAUGAUAACCUGCCAUCGGAUGGUGAGGUUGAGUCUGAAGAGUUGAAGGAUGAUUUAACUGUAAAUGGAUUAGAAAUUGACGAUUCAUUUAUUGAACGUGCGGGACAUGUUAUGGCAACAGAAGCUAGGACUGGUGUAACUAUGGAGAUGGAUCGUAAGAUGAAAAUCACUUGUGAUAUCGACGAGGCGAUAUUACAGGCCGAGUUGGAGAAUGACGCCGAUGGUGUAGUUUCUCCAAAAAUUAUGUGCGGAAGUCAGGGCCGUUCUGGGCGUAGUGGAUCGAGUCAACCCACUGUAAUAACAUCAUUUUCAGGUUUCCUGGACAUGGAAGAUAGUAUAUCUUCAAGGUCACCUAGGUCAUCUGCCGCUGCUAGAUCACCUAAGGGCACUUCGACAAGUGAGAGUGUUAUCAAGAAAGGUGUGUCUGUUGAGUCAAAGGUUGCGUCUCCUGAACGUGAUGUCCAUCUGAAAAAGGCCGUUGGUAAUCCCGAUGACGGUUGUGUGAAGGUCUCUACGUCAUCGGAUAAGUUGGUACCUGCAGAAUCGAAGGAGCUUGGUGGAUCCGUCAGUGUGUCAUCGUCUGUGAAUACUGGCGAUGACCAAGAGAAUGCCAAGAGGUCUAAGGUAGCCCAUGAGGGUAGUGGAGGCAUCUAUUACGAUGAGCAUACUCACAAACCGUUAAACCCUCCUAAAAAGCAGCAUCAACAGAGGGAAAAGAUUGACCAGGAGCACAUUUCGCAAUUGCUAUUGAACCAAUUCACUCACCCUGAGAACAAGCCAAAGGCCAAAGAAGGUCAACAAAACGGUCGUAUAUGGAGUCGUCUUAAAGAUAUAGCUAUCGGGAAGUCUACCAAGGGUUACCAGAACUACAUUAGGAAGGUCCCUCUUGACCAACGUGCGUCCGAUGACCCUCAUACUCCUAACCUUCGUGAGAAUGUGUCCGCGGCAAGGUUUCAAGUGAUUUACCGCAAAUGGCGUACUGAUCUUCACAAGUACGAUAACCUGCGGCGCUGCGAAUACCUCAGCGAGACCGAGGUUAGGCUACUGUGCGAAAAGGCUAAGGAGGUAUUAAUUCAAGAGAGUAACAUCCAGCGCGUGGACGCUCCUGUAACUGUUUGCGGGGAUAUCCAUGGACAAUUUUAUGAUUUCAAAGAGCUACUGGAAGUUGGUGAAGAUAUACCUAAAACGAACUAUUUAUUUUUGGGUGAUUUCGUAGAUCGUGGGUAUUAUUCUGUGGAGACGUUUUUGCUACUGCUUUGCUUCAAAGUACGAUACCCAGAUCGUAUAACGUUAAUCCGAGGUAACCAUGAAUCUCGCAAUAUCACACAAGUAUACGGAUUCUACGAUGAAUGUAUACGUAAAUAUGGAAGUGUAAACGUAUGGAGCUACUGUACGGAAAUAUUUGAUUACUUUGCGAUAGGGGCAUUGAUCGAUGGUAGUUUUUUCUGUGUCCAUGGCGGACUCUCGCCAUCGAUAUCCACUAUAGAUGAAAUUAGAUAUCUAGAUCGCAAACAAGAGGUCCCACAUGAGGGACCCAUGUGUGACCUUAUGUGGAGUGACCCUGAAUCUAUGGACGGAUGGGGAGCCAGUCCUCGGGGCGCAGGAUUUCUCUUUGGUGGUGACGUUGUUCGGCAAUUCUGUCACCAAAAUAAGGUAUAUAACAUAGCAAGGGCACAUCAGCUUGUUAUGGAAGGGUACAAGUGGUGGUUCAACAAGACACUUGUCACGGUCUGGUCCGCGCCAAACUACUGUUACCGUUGUGGUAACAUUGCUAGUAUAAUGGAGGUUGACGAAACCCUUAAUUGCACAUUCAAAAAGUUCGAUGCUGUGCCGCCGAACAAACGAGGAGUACCAGCUAAAAAACCGUUCCCGGAGUACUUCCUAUGA